Messenger RNA from Sycon ciliatum, 4116 nucleotides. RefSeq lists its product as uncharacterized. Lineage: Eukaryota; Metazoa; Porifera; Calcarea; Leucosolenida; Sycettidae. The coding region runs from base 761 to 3505 and encodes 914 amino acids. The record is from RefSeq and is a predicted model, not a curated record. The transcript has a single exon.
CUGGGCCGUAGUGUGUUGGCCCUGGCCUUGGCCUGUAGCGCCUUGUAUUCGAUUGUAUGCAGCCACAAGUAAAAGCAUAAAAAACUGGGAACAAAACAUUCUGGACAAAGCGACGGAUCUAGGCUAGGGUGUUUCUACAAAGAGAGCGAUUGAAAUAUUUAUAUUAAGCAGUUGAGUUCUCACACCGAGUAACUGAUCGCCCUGGCCCACAAGCUGUAGUGAUUUGUCGGGCUAGGGGUUGCCACUUAUUCAGUGCCCCAUUAGUCCCUCUCAAACAAGAUUCUCCUAUCCAUCCGAGGUUUCAUUCAAUGGCGGAGAGAAAUGCAAAAGAAAUCAGCCCGGCGGUCGCCAGCCAUGGAGAGAGUACAUGUAACACCGAUGCAUCGCCAGGGCUUUCUCACGUUCAACAAGCCAACAGCAGGCAUUGCCAAGCACCGCUACCAGGAAGACGUGGCCACACAUCGACUUCCUCUGGAGAGUGCGGACGUUCGCUGCCCGAUGCUGUGAAUCAGUUUGCGGAUAUGCUGAGAAGGCAGUACACAAGUGCAAAGGUACAGCUGGGGAGGGGUAUGUCUGCUAAACCUAACAAACAUUCUCUAGAUAAGAUCUAUGUGAAUCUUGUUGUCGUUCCUCGCGAAGAGCUCUCGUCGUUGAAUGAGCAAACGUUCUUUGGUUCGCAAAGCGACAUGCAGAAGUAAGUUAGUUGAGCCAUGUCUUCUCACGCAUAGCCGACAGGGUGACACACGUUGAACUCGCUAGUAUGUUUGAUUUUGACGAGAGCGAAAUGGCAGAAGACGAGUCAGUCCGUGUAUUGGCUGUUGCGUGUGCGGGCGCAGGCAAAACCACUGUUUUCUUGUUGAAAGGUCCACUGGACUGGGCACGAGGUGUAAUCUGGCAUGAGUUUGAUGUUGUGAGUGCAUUGGCAUUGCGUGACAGGAGUGUUCGACACGCCAGCAAUAUCAUUGACCUCUUGAGACUAGAGGAACAUGGCAUUGUUGAUAAACAGGAACAAAAGGAAGUAGCUGCGUUCAUCCAUGCUAAUCCAUAUCGUCUUUUGAUCCUGUUCGAUGGACUCGAUGAAACUGUACUCGACGACUGUAGUGAUUUUGUUCGUGGCAUUAUCUGCGGUGAAAAGCUGAAAGGCGUUCGCGUUCUUCUCACAUCUCGCCAUUCAGCGGAGGUGAUGAAACUGUCGACAUCGUGUCCGUUUGACCGGCGCGUGGAAGUACUCGGAUUCACCAAGGGGAAUGUGCGCGAGUACGUGAACAAUGUCCUUCCGUGCGAGCAGGCCGAGCGUCUGCUAGAGCAGGUCGAUGGCGAUCCGAGUUUGUUAGCUUUGAUGCAGACACCGUUUUUCACGCAGUCGACGUGUGACGUGUAUCGUAGUUGUGGCUCGGUUCCAUCGUCGCUGUUCGGUAUCUUUACCGCAUUGAUCUUGAGUGUGAUUAGACAAAACACGGGUAGUGUCCACAAGGACUGGUCAUCCGUUGGACGUGUUCUGAGAGAGCAGAUUCUUGAGUUAAGCCAUUUUGCAUUUUUGAUGUUAGUUGAGAAGAAGAUCUUGUUCACUGAUGCUGAUCUUGAAGGACAGCAGCUGUCAGGGGAGGCACGUUCACUGGGUCUUCUGGUGGCAUGUGAGCCACUGUCUUAUCCUAGCGUAAACCAAUGGCAGUUCAGCCAUCUUUCCAUUCAGGAAUGUCUUGCUUCUCAUUACAUUGCAUGUAGCAGUCCCAAUGCUGGUGACAUUGAGUUCCUGGUCAGGCAGGUGGGAGCACUGACUGGACACUUGAGCACGUUUUGGUGCUUGCUGGCUUCACAACUGGCACCUGACGUCAAAGAAGCCUUGAUUGCUGCUAUCCUCACGCAGCCCGUACCCAUGGAGGAGGACAUAGAGAAACUGUCGGCUGGUGGCGACGUGAUUCACUUCCUUUGCUCGUCUGAGGAUGAACUUGUGGAUGUAGCCGAGGUGUUGUGCGAUCAUCUUGACCAAGGUUCAGUUGAUACACUGGCCAGGUGUCUCCUCACUGAUCUACUGCCCACCAGUGAGACUGUCACUCAGGCCAUGGACCAGGUUCUUCCCAACGCCUUUAGCACGUGUCUUCUAGACUAUGUGCGAGCACUGUUGCAGCUUUGGCGGCGCAAGGUUCCACGUGCCAGCGUAAAGAUGCUCGCUGGCGCCUUGAACAAGUUUCAUCCGCCGGCAUCGCGAGCUGUUCUUGAGUACGUCCAGUCAAAUUGUUCAGAGCCUUUGGCUUCUCCCGUUUACUGUUCUACAAAUACAUCGAAUUCACCUCCCUCCACAGCCAGCAACACUUCUUCUUACACUGACUCUAGUGGUGAUCGAUCAGUACUGCAGACUCAGGGUAAGGAUGGCUCGGCCUCCAGAGAUGGUACCAGGGAACAUUUAACGCUAGUUCACCGUCGGUUGUUGCUGCUUGCUUGCCGCGUCUAUGCCCAGCCCAGUGCACCCAGCACCGACACAGAAACAGUAGAGGGAGUAUGUAUCUUCUCGCCAUCCCCCAGUCUGGGAGAAGCGCUGGAACAUUUCGGCUUCGAUUUCCACAAUAUUAUUCUUACUGUAACAGAUUGUCACCUCCUCUCAUCUGUUUUGGAGCAUCAUAACAAACACAUUGAUUAUAUCGCUGUGCAGAAUUGCCAGAUCAAUGAUGAGAACUAUGAGCAGCUAUUACCUGGUCUUCGCCAUUGUCAACGAUUGCGUGUGGUUGAUAUAUCUUAUAAUCCCAUUACUGAUCAUCAAACCACCCUUCUAAUCAACACAAUCAGAGCAAACAAUGCCAGUUUGGGGCAAUUCCUUGCAGUUGACCUUGACCUAUCUUCGCCAGGGUAUGCACGGUUAGUUCCAUCCCUAGCUCAGUGUUCUGCUCUGACUGUUAUCCGCAUUGGUGGUUCAAAGUGUCAGGUGGUCAAAACCAAUGUUCUCAUUGCUCUGGUUCUGUUAGCAUACUGCAGAGCACUACAUAGUCCCAUGUUCCACUUCUACAUUGGUGAUCAGGGACUAGUGUGGCUCUUUCCACUGUUGAUCCGCAGACCCAUCGGUGGCUUUGGAUUGUCGCUGGCUGGAUUGACAGUCUCAAGUGCUCCGUUAGUCAGGGAUGUUCUGAGUGUACAUAGUGACUAUCUGCAAGCGCUUGAGUUGGGCGGAAAUUCUCUGUCCGACAUGUUCCUGUCCAUCAUUGCCCCAGGCCUCGAGAAGAGUAGGAGUCUGAGUGUGUUGAGCCUUCCGUUCACAGGCCUUACGUCUCAGUCUCUUGCCAUACUUGCAGAGAUUCUUGCUUCAUGCCCUGUCUUAGAUGCCCUUCGUAUUCAAGGCAACGACUUCAGAUUGUCAGCGAACGAGAUGUCUGCACAGUUUGUCAUUGCUGUCCAGGAAUGCAGAGAGCUACACAUUCUUGACAUGCCUGAUCGAGAUCUGGUCAAUGAUCGCCUAGUAUGGUUACUUGACAGUGUAGCAGCGACCACAUCAUUGUACAUUAGGUACGUAUGACCAAGCGGCACCUGUGCGUGUGUGUGUGUGUGUGUGUGUGUGUGUGUUUGCGCACGCAUGCGCGAAACAACAGUCUAACUUUUGCCUUGUGCGCCUUGAGAGCGGUGGCCUCUGGCUUCCGUUGCUACCAAGGCUAUGAAAUCUGUAAACGUUCCUCGAAACACACUUAACUUAAUCAACUCUUAUGUCGUGUUUGAUCGCUUUCCCUUUCACGCGGCUUUCAUAGCGUACCAGCCUGGGGCAGGCUUGGGCAGUGUGUGCGUGAGUAUGAAUGUGUGUACGAGGACAGCUGUGAACAUUUUAGCAGCUGAUUUUAUUGCCGCCAUUUUCCGCAGCUUGAGUGCCUCCGCUGAGCAGCUUGAGAGAACACUCGUCAUGCUCUAUCGUUAUAAUUUCUCCAGGCACACAUGACAUGGUAUUUAGCUAGUGGUGAAUGCAUGCCAUUAUCCGCGCUGUUGAAUUCUGCCUUUUGCAGCUUGUUUUCCUGGGAUUUAAAUUUGUUUCAUUGCUAUUUGCUAUGCGGGGUCUGUAUUCGGCAUCUUGUUUUCUGUUCACACUACUUCUCUCAAUUGUAUCAGCAAGUUGGCUAUAAUUUCAUCUUGAUGAAUGAA